AUGGCUAGCACCGUAGGAAAGACCAUCACUUGCAAGGCUGCCAUUGCCUGGGCUGCCGGUGAGCCUCUGUCCGUUGAGGAUGUCGAGGUCGCUCCCCCCAAGGCCCACGAGGUCCGCAUUCAGAUUCACCACACUGGUGUCUGCCACACCGAUGCCUACACUCUCUCCGGUAAGGACCCGGAGGGUGCUUUCCCUAUCGUCCUGGGUCACGAGGGUGCCGGUAUCGUCGAGUCGGUCGGCGAGGGUGUGACCUCCGUCAAGCCCGGUGACUACGUUAUUGCUCUCUACACCCCCGAGUGCCGUGAGUGCAAGUUCUGCAAGUCCGGCAAGACCAACCUCUGUGGCAAGAUCCGUGCUACCCAGGGUAGGGGUGUCAUGCCUGACGGCACCUCCCGCUUCAAGGCCCGCGGCAAGGACAUCCUCCACUUCAUGGGUACCUCCACCUUCUCCCAGUACACCGUCGUCGCCGAUAUCUCCGUCGUCGCUGUGACCCCCAAGAUCGCCACUGACCGCGCCUGUCUGUUGGGCUGUGGUAUCACCACCGGUUACGGUGCGGCCGUCGAGACCGCCAAGGUCGAGGAGGGCUCCAACGUGGCCGUCUUCGGUGUCGGCUGUGUCGGUCUGUCCGUUGUCCAGGGUGCUGUCAAGAACAAGGCUGGCAUGAUCAUUGCUGUCGACGUUAACGAUGGCAAGGAGGCUUGGGCUCGCAAGUUUGGUGCUACCCACUUCGUCAACCCUACCAAGCUCCAGGGUAAGACUAUCCAGGAGCACCUGAUUGAGAUGACCGAUGGUGGUUGCGACUACACCUUUGACUGCACUGGUAACGUCGGUGUUAUGCGUGCUGCCCUCGAGGCCUGCCACAAGGGCUGGGGUGAGAGUAUCGUUAUUGGUGUUGCUGCUGCUGGCCAGGAGAUCUCCACUCGUCCAUUCCAAUUGGUUACCGGUCGUGUGUGGAAGGGCUGUGCCUUUGGUGGUAUCAAGGGUCGCACCCAACUGCCCGGUCUCGUGGAUGACUACCUGAACGGCAAACUCAAGGUGGACGAGUUUAUCACCCACCGUGAGCCCCUGUCGGCCAUCAACACUGCCUUUGAGCAGAUGAAGGCUGGAGACUGCGUUCGCUGCGUGGUGGAUAUGAAAUAG
Penicillium cataractarum is the source of this 1140-nucleotide messenger RNA. RefSeq names its product bifunctional alcohol dehydrogenase/S-(hydroxymethyl)glutathione dehydrogenase. The transcript is spliced from 6 exons. Gene Ontology annotation, molecular function: zinc ion binding; S-(hydroxymethyl)glutathione dehydrogenase [NAD(P)+] activity. Gene Ontology annotation, biological process: formaldehyde catabolic process. Gene Ontology annotation, cellular component: cytosol. The coding region runs from base 1 to 1140 and encodes 379 amino acids. The record is from RefSeq and is a predicted model, not a curated record. NCBI's taxonomy places the organism in Eukaryota, Fungi, Ascomycota, Eurotiomycetes, Eurotiales, Aspergillaceae.